This is a messenger RNA of Trichomycterus rosablanca, 2814 nucleotides long. It is a transcript of the gene gpr37l1b, whose product is annotated as G protein-coupled receptor 37 like 1b. The transcript has 2 exons. Lineage: Eukaryota; Metazoa; Chordata; Actinopteri; Siluriformes; Trichomycteridae. The record is from RefSeq and is a predicted model, not a curated record. Gene Ontology annotation, molecular function: G protein-coupled peptide receptor activity. The coding region runs from base 13 to 1452 and encodes 479 amino acids. Gene Ontology annotation, biological process: positive regulation of MAPK cascade; adenylate cyclase-inhibiting G protein-coupled receptor signaling pathway. Gene Ontology annotation, cellular component: plasma membrane; signaling receptor complex.
UAAACCUUGAAGAUGGAAAUGAGUAAUUUUAGAAUGAUUUAUUUAUUAACUCUAGUAACACUUCUGGGUGUCUGUGCUUCUGAUUCACAAUCCAGCGGAAAGAGUGGAAUGUCCUUUAGGAACCAGCAAGAAGAUCAAGCCAUCCUUGAGGAUAUUGGAGACGAUGAUGAAUUCCAUGUGGACAUGCAACAUGGGACCGUCUCAGAAGACGUUUACACACCAUCUCCACCUUACACAGAUCUGCCCAGUUCAAGUGUGACAACAAGUGUUGAUGAUGGCAGCAAUAGCAAGGAUAAUAUCACAAACAAAGACAUCACAAGGAUUCACAACCCUCUGUUUCCAGUGACAAACAGUUCUUACAUUGCCUAUGGGAUUCUCUUUCUGGCCCUUGUAAUUUUUGCAGUAGGGCUCGUGGGUAAUCUAGCAGUUAUGUGUAUCGUCUGGCAGAACUACUUCAUGAGAAGCGCAUGGAACUACAUACUGGCCAGCUUGGCUUUUUGGGAUUUCCUGGUCCUGUGUUUCUGCCUACCUGUGGUGAUCUUUAAUGAGCUCACCCACAAACGGCUGCUGGGAGAUUUCUCUUGCAGCGUUGUGCCUUAUAUUGAGGUGACAUCAUUAGGCAUGACCUCCUUGAGCUUGUGUGCACUUGGUAUUGACCGUUUUCACGCUGCCACCAGCUCCCCCCCAAAAACCCAGCGAGUUGAGCACUGUAAAUCCGUCCUUACUAAGUUGGCAGUAGUGUGGAUUGGCUCAAUGGUACUGGCUGCACCAGAGCUGCUUAUCUGGCAGCUGCACCAGGAAAAGUCUACUUCACUGGGGGUCCAGGUAGACACCUGCAUCAUGAGUCCAUACCCAAAUCUCCCAGAGUCCAUUUACUCCCUUAUAAUCAACUACCAUGAUGCUCGUCUCUGGUGGUACUUUGGCUGUUACUUCUGCCUCCCAGUGGUCUUUACCUUCCUCUGCCAGCUGGCCACUUGCCAUGUCGCAAGUGACAGUGAAAGUUCUUCCAAACGGCAAGAGGAACGCUCUCCAUCCACGAAGCAAAAGCUUCAACAUGCCCAGCAGAUUGAGAGGCAACUAAACUGCACUGUUAUGGCAUUAGCCAUGGUUUAUGGAGUGUGUGCUUUGCCAGAGAAUGUGUGCAACCUCACAUUUACCUAUGCCCCUGUGCAGGUGUCCAAAGAUGUUGUAGCUCUCCUUGCUCUGAUCAAUCAGUUCUUCCUGUUCUUAAAAUCAUCAGUGACACCAGUGCUUUUGCUGUGCCUGUGUAAGAAUCUGGGCAAGGCUUUUAUGGAUUGCUGCUGCUGCUGCUGUGAGGAAUGCCAACCCAGCAACUCAUCUUCCACCCAAUAUCUUACAGAAAAUAAGCACAAGGGCACCAGCGAUAUGUCCACUUCCAUUUUCUUUGACAAAGCCAAGGACAGCACAACUAUCUUAUCUAUUGGCAGCUAAGUCUGCAGACCUUGCUUUGAACCACAAGGUCACUUUAUGUAGUAUACAGUAUUAUUACUUUCAUGACAUCUAAUAUCAUUGUUUAUGUUUUUAGAUAUCUGAUCUCAUAUCAAGAUGCACCAAGCCCCUAGAUUGUGCUUUAAAGCUUCUCUUAUAGAACUGAGUAAAAUUGGUAUAAAAUUAUACACACUUUAUUAUUUUGUGUAGUUCGUGGACAUUAAAGAUGAUUUAAUAAAAACAACGAGAAAGGAUAUUUUAAUUUCAGAAAAGACAUGAAAGACAGAAAAGAAUGUCAACGUUAUAGCUAUUUUAUAGCAAAACUAUCAAUUAGAAAUAAGCCAAGGAAAUCUGGACCAGGGUAACAACUUUAUUCCCCAGACUGACUUUCCAAUAUAUGCCACUACACUUAUUCUUGAGAGUUACGGAUGAUGACUGCUUCUCCUUUACUUUCAUUGGUCAUUAGAAUUUUAAUGCCAAAUCUUAAUGAACAUCAUGAUAUUUUCAGUUGUUUAUUGUUUACCAGUGGCCAAAUAUUUAAACAUAGGAAUCACACUGCUAACAGGCUGGCAGCUGCUUUUUAUUCAAGAAUAAAUUUUUAUUCCUGCUUUUUAUUCCUUUGACAUUUAAAAAAUAUUCACAAAAUGUGUAUGAUUUGAACAUUAUCUUCUUCUCUGUAGUGCAUGUAUGGGGUCAAUUGCACAUCAGAUUAAUACCUGCCUGUUUUAUUAAUUUUACACAUGUAAUUGCGGCUCAAUUACAAAAUAUCUGAUAUUGGUACUACACUGUAUUUUGUGACCUUCAGUGCACAUAUUGUACCUUAUUCAGGUAUUUAUUGGUGCAAACACACUUUAACUUUCUUGAUUAAAAUGAACACUAUCAGUAGAUCAGCUUACAUGAGUCUUGCUUGUAAGCUCUCAAAUCAGUGUCGUAAAUACUUAAUUUGACUGCACCAUUUUGUCAAAAAAAGCAAUAUAAUCUCAAGCUGUAUUUGAGAUUUGUACUGUACCAGAAAAAAGGCUUUCAGCAACAAAAUCUCAAGUCAAGUUUUAUGUUUUACAGUCACAUAGUGGUCUGUCACAUUCUGUACAGCAUUUGUGAAUUUCAUUAAUAGUGCUACAUUUAGUAAGCACAGCUUACCAGACAGUAAAAAAUAAACCAUGUAAAUGUUUUUAGUCAACUAGUCAACUAGUCAACUAGUAAUAUGUUUAUUACACCUGGGGUUAUCUGUGUAACAAAUAUUGCUUGUUACUAAUAAAUGCAAAAGUUUUGUUUAAAUGUAACCACUUGGAUUACUAAAUUUUAAAUGAUUAAAUGUUGCAUAUGCACUGAUUUGUUCUACUAGAAUGUAAAUAAAGGUGUUAA